This is a messenger RNA of Miscanthus lutarioriparius, 732 nucleotides long. The record is from the annotation of a GenBank genome assembly. Lineage: Eukaryota; Viridiplantae; Streptophyta; Magnoliopsida; Poales; Poaceae.
AUGGGGAGGGGGCGGGUGGAGCUGAAGCGGAUCGAGAACAAGAUCAACCGCCAGGUCACCUUCGCCAAGCGCCGCAACGGGCUGCUCAAGAAGGCCUACGAGCUCUCCGUGCUCUGCGACGCCGAAGUCGCGCUCAUCAUCUUCUCCAACCGCGGCAAGCUCUAUGAGUUCUGCAGCGGACAGAGCAUCACAAAAACACUUGAGAGGUACGAAAAAAGCAGUUAUGGAGGACCAGAUACUGCUGUACAGAACAAGGAGAACGAGUUAGUCCAGAGCAGUCACAAUGAGUACCUUAUACUAAAAACAAGGGUGGAUAAUUUACAGAGGACUCAGAGGAAUUUGCUUGGUGAAGAUCUGGGGUCACUUGGUAUCAAAGAGCUUGAGCAGCUUGAGAAGCAACUUGAUUCAUCCUUAAGGCACAUAAGAUCCACAAGGACACAGCAUAUGCUUGAUCAGCUCACUGAUCUUCAGAGGAGGGAGCAAAUGCUGUGUGAAGCAAAUAAGUGCCUUAGAAGAAAGCUGGAGGAGACCAGCAACCAGGUGCAUGGCCAAGUGUGGGAGCACGGUGCCAACUUACUCGGCUACGAGCGGCACUCCCCCCCACAGCAGGCCCCAUCGCAUGUUGGCAAUGGAUUACUCUUUCAUCCCCUGGAAGCUGCAGCAGAGCCAACCCUGCAGAUCGGGUUCGCUCCUGAGCAUAUGAAUAACUUCAUGCCGACAUGGCUACCCUGA